AUGCCCAAGUAUCCAAAAAAACAAUGUCAAAUAAUACAACUAACAGCUAAUCGCGAAAAGGCAAAAAAAAUCACAAGUGUAGAGAAUACUUUUCAAUGCCUUGAUAAAAAUACUAAUAACCUUCCAGAAGAAAAGUUAAUCGAACUUAUUCAAGAUUUAAGUGAUGAUGAAAAAGAAGAUGCAAUAAAAUUACUAGAAAAUAUGAGAUAUCCACAAGGAAAAAAUGAGGGAAAAAUUAUAUCCCAAUAUUUACAAUGGCA
Molecule: messenger RNA, 260 nt
Organism: Dentiscutata heterogama
Lineage: Eukaryota; Fungi; Glomeromycota; Glomeromycetes; Diversisporales; Gigasporaceae
Source: the annotation of a GenBank genome assembly